This is a messenger RNA of Dermacentor andersoni, 2216 nucleotides long. RefSeq lists its product as uncharacterized. The record is from RefSeq and is a predicted model, not a curated record. NCBI's taxonomy places the organism in Eukaryota, Metazoa, Arthropoda, Arachnida, Ixodida, Ixodidae.
ACACCAACGUGGGUUGUGCCACUAGGUAUGUGUGCCGUUCUUCAAUAAACCUCUUUGAUUCCAACUUGUGUAACUGGGAAUGUGCCAGUGCGUGUGAGCUGCUCUUCAAAGCACAAAAUCCUUUAAAGUUUCUUUGGUGCUCGGCGGAAUCGACCCCGCGCCUUGCGCGGACUUCGUGGCGGCGGCGCCAGAUGGCGCAGCGCUUGCAAUGGGAAGCCUGAGAGAGGAGCCUUGCUGCACACACGUUGCGGCAAUGGCGAAACGGUGCGUUGCUACAUUGCUCCUAGCUAAUCGCAUUAACGUCGACAUUCAUCAUGAGAUGGGGGUUGAUCAUGAUGACGAUGUCCCUAAAAUAUGGCUCGUAUCCACCUUGGGGGCGUGGCCGAGAUCUGGGCACCUGAACUUUUGCAUAAUAUUUCAAGAAACUACAAUCAAUGUGCAAUUUAGUAAUCGAAACAGACAGAUUAAUAAUUUUUUGCCGGGAGUUUCUUCUUUUUCUGCUGCCUUCACUCUUCUGUUCCUUCUACAUUUUUUUUUAUCUUACUCUGCACAGAUAAGUACCGGCAGAACUCGCAGCUUAUACAUUUUAGUGUGAUUGACAUUCUUAGGAUACUUCGGGUAUUUUCCAGUGUCUUAUCUUUCUGAUUGUUCGACUGUGUCUGUAAUCGUUUUCCCGCCAAUUUGCGUCACGAAUCAGUUGGUUUAAUGGGUAGAGAACUGGGCUGCCGUUUCUGAGCUAACCCGGAUCAAAGCUAACCGUCGGACCAACUUGGGUUACGGUAUAUGCGGCGCUGGCUCUUCAAUUAACAUCAUUGACACCAACUAAGGUCUCAGCAUAUGUGCCGCUCUUCAGUCACAAAAAAAUAUAUAUAUAUUUCUGUAGUUCUGGGCACACUUGAACUCGCAUCAUACAUUUUCCGACAACGUUGUCUGAAUACACACUCGGAUAUUCGUACGCGCCACGCAAAGCAACUAGCCUAAUAAUUCGUUAUGAACGUUUUUCUUCUUCUUUUCUUCGAGGACAUUAGGCUGUCGCUGAUAACUCCGGGCUUCCUGCCAAAUGCGGUCCAACCAAUUUUCGUUGAGGCUUCAGACUUCGUUCCCAAGGUCCGGGUGUCCCUUUGCGAUGGGAUGUAGCCGUCAGAGUACACCGGCAGAAGAAGAGGAAGAAGACGCGGUGUCUGAGGCCAGCUGCUGCCGACGUUUCAACAUCACCGUCGCGCAGUGUCCAGCACACGUCGCCCAGCAUGACAGAAUCGACGGAACAAAGCGCCGUUAGCGGUGAAGUAUCCGUGAGCCGUGAAACAAAAUCCACCUUCGAGAGCGGCAGCUCGAAGGAAGCAUUCGUCGAAAGCCGAGUUGGAAGCGCGGGACUCAGCGCCGACGGGAUCGGUCGGCGCCAGCGGCUCCUGUACGCUGGCCUGCUGGCCGCCGCCACGUUGGCCCUCACUGCGAUGGUCAUCGCCAGCUCCGCCUCGUCGAGCAACGCUGAAGCGCAGGGCGCCGCCAGAGACGCCACGGAAUCCGAUGAAACGGAGAACCCGUGGCCAGCGUUCGAAGAACGCCGCGUGACCGCCGAAGAAGAAGGCUACUAUUACUACAAUCGUCGCACCGCGAGCCGGGAGGCUGCGACCCGGAAGUUCAAGUCGAAGCGCAGGAGGCGUCGUGGAGAGGCCACCAAAGACCAGACCACCACCACCACCGUCACCACCCCCACCACCACCCCUGCCGCCGCUACCGUCCCGUAUGUGUCCACCGUUUCGGUCGGUGGACGCUCGGAGGAACCGGAACAUUCGCGGCGCGGCCGUCUCGGUGACGUUCGAGACACAGACCUAGCUGGCAGAGGACCCGACUCUCGCGGCAAUGCUAGCAGCACCGACCCGCAAACCGAGGUCACCUCCUCUCCUAGCACCCAGAAGCCUGUGCGACCGCGGUCCCAGGGAACUGAAUCCACGCACAAAAAGAGGCGGGCGACGUCUAGUGGAGAGAAAAGCCAGCCAGAGUAGACCAGGCUACUCCUAGAGUACCUACGGCUCGGCGCGCUGUGAUGACGUCACGGCCUCCCCGCUGCUGGAACGAACGCUCCAACCAUUCUGUCAUGUACACCCUCGACGACUCACGUCCCAUCUCGACUGAAUUUUCACUCGGCGAAACUGUCAUGGCGUUAGGCUUAGUGCAACAACAGCUUGGCGACGUCUUGAAGCUGUCUUUCUUUA